AUGGCUUCCAGUAUCGUUGACUCUCCCGCCACCAUAGCUAGUCUACUUGACACCUUAGCUGCUCUGCCGACCUCCCCUCCUUCUCUCUACCUUGAUCUCGAGGGAACGAACCUUUCACGUCAUGGUAGUAUUUCUAUCAUCGAGCUUCUCGUCCUCCCUCAAAAUCACGUCUACCUAAUCGACGUCCACGUCCUCGGUGAGAAAGCAUUCUCCACCCAAAGCUCUGAUGGCCGGACGCUCAAAGUCGUCCUCGAGUCUCCUGAUAUCCCAAAGGUCUUUUUUGAUGUCCGAAACGACUCCGAUGCGCUCUACAGCCAUUUUAAUAUCAGCCUUGCUGGCGUCCAGGACAUUCAGUUGUUGGAGAACGCUGCCCGCUCAUUCAACCGGAGAUGCGUCAAUGGAUUGGCGAAAUGCAUUGAGAAAGAUGCCACGAUGACCUAUCCCCAGAGAUCUGAUUGGAAAACAGUCAAGGAGCAGGGGAGGAAGCUGUUUGCUCCCGAGCAAGGCGGUUCCUACGAGGUGUUCAAUACACGGCCUUUAGCGGAAGAAAUCAGGAAAUACUGCAUCCAGGAUGUACUCUUUUUACCGGGGUUGUGGUCCACGUAUUCGGCGAAGGUCUCCGCAGCUUGGGCGGAAAAACUACAAUGGACAGGGGAGGCAUAUGGCGUUGGGUCCAUGGCCUUAAAACCCUCCCUAAUGGUGACAAUGGCGAAGGAUGAGGCCAUAGAGCUAGGAAAGGACGUGGGUUUAUUGGCGGGGAUAAAGGCUUCGGAUCUUCAACAGAAUGUACGAGCUGCUCCCUUGAUGAUUGCGGUUAUUGUGGACACUGUUAGACUGGAACCACCAUCAAAGUGA
Letharia lupina is the source of this 855-nucleotide messenger RNA. RefSeq lists its product as uncharacterized. Bases 1 to 855 code for a protein of 284 amino acids. Lineage: Eukaryota; Fungi; Ascomycota; Lecanoromycetes; Lecanorales; Parmeliaceae. Gene Ontology annotation, molecular function: 3'-5' exonuclease activity; nucleic acid binding. The transcript has 2 exons. The record is from RefSeq and is a predicted model, not a curated record. Gene Ontology annotation, biological process: nucleobase-containing compound metabolic process.